This is a messenger RNA of Metschnikowia bicuspidata var. bicuspidata NRRL YB-4993, 1650 nucleotides long. RefSeq lists its product as uncharacterized. The record is from RefSeq and is a predicted model, not a curated record. Gene Ontology annotation, molecular function: ethanolamine kinase activity; choline kinase activity. The transcript has 2 exons. Gene Ontology annotation, cellular component: cytoplasm. NCBI's taxonomy places the organism in Eukaryota, Fungi, Ascomycota, Pichiomycetes, Serinales, Metschnikowiaceae. Gene Ontology annotation, biological process: phosphatidylcholine biosynthetic process; phosphatidylethanolamine biosynthetic process. Bases 1 to 1650 code for a protein of 549 amino acids.
AUGUCUGGCCCGGUCUACUGCAUUUUAGCAGGGGGCACUGUGCACUGUGUCCCGGUCACUGCCUUCAGUAGUACCAACGAAGAAACACCCAAAGAGUUAUCCCACAGUCCGCAAAUCAACCCAUUGCCCGAUCGCGCACAACUGCCGAUUCUGCGGUCGCCCGUGAAUCUUGCAAUCAAAAGAAAAAAUCUCCUUUACACAUUGAACAACCCGUCGUUGUCGGACUUGGAGUCUGACGUGAGCCGCAGAUUGUCUAACGAUGGUUCCAGGCCCAAUUCCAAGGUGAAAAACGGGCACUCGGAUAUGCCACCCGUACAUGUCAGUAACAAGCUCUCCAGACCAAAGCCGGGCAUCAUGAAUCUAGACGCAGAGCAGGUCUCCGACAGCGACGACGAGGCUGCAGACCUCACUCUGGCUGUUUUGCAGAAUUACUCGACCCAUGCAGUCUAUCUACCCCAAUUCUCCGUUGACUUGAAGGGCAACUUGGAUUCAGACUACUCGCAGAUCAAAACACUCUUGUCCAAGGUGUUCCCAUCGUGGUCUGCGCCAAUCAAAGUAAAGCAAUUGACGGGCGGGAUCACCAACAUGCUUUUGUCAUGCUCACACGAGGCUACAAACGAGACUCUCUUGAUACGGGUUUAUGGCCAAGGCACCAACCUUAUCAUUGACCGGAACCGAGAGUUUGUGUCCCACUUGAUGCUCAACUCGUUAGACCUAGCUCCCUCUAUUCACGCACGUUUUGAGAACGGACUUAUCUACGGGUUUUUGCCAGGUCGCUCUUUGGAUCCUAAUGAGCUCGCAAACAAGUAUGUAUAUCCUCUCAUAGCGCAGCAGCUUGGGAACUGGCACAACAGCAUCAAUUGCGAGUACAUAGAGGACGGGGUCAGCACACUAAGAAAGUAUACUGCAAGCCUAAAGAAAAGUGCAGAAUCUUCGCUUCUCCCUAAGUCGAAAGAGGGAAAAGCAGCAAAAGUGCCUAAGUCCAUCAACAAUAUCUGGGACCUCAUAGAGGAAUGGAUCCGCAUCGUACCCCAAAUUGAAGCUCUUGCAAGCGUGUUCGGAGAGAACACCGAAAAUACACAUGUCACAACUGAAAAUGUGAGAGAAGUUGUCCAGCAAGAGUUCGAGUGGCUCAAGAAAGCCUUGAAGCAUGCAACCAGGUCGCCGAUUGUGGUUUCGCAUUGCGAUCUCCUCUCAGGAAACAUCAUUGUUCCAGAUUCUAAGGAAUUCGCAAAACGAUGUGCAGAAGGUGAUGCAGAACUCCCUCCAUUAUCAGAAAACCCAAUUCAGUUCAUCGAUUACGAGUACAUGCUUCCUGCUCCCAGAGCGUUUGAUAUUGCUAACCAUUUCGCGGAGUGGCAAGGAUUUGAUUGCAAUCGCUCCGCCAUUCCUGACCCGUCUCCAUUGAAUCCAGUGAUGGUGAAAUGGUGUAAAGGAUACUUGAAUAAUUUGAAAGCUCUGAAAGAUGAAGUAGGCGCUUUGAUCCAUGAAAUUGCAUGCUACUAUGGGAUGCCUGGGUUUUAUUGGGGCAUAUGGGCUAUAAUUCAAAGUGAGCUUUCUACGAUUGAUUUUAACUACGCAGAAUACGGCAAAUCACGACUUGAAGAGUACUGGCUUUGGAAGAAGAAAUUUGAAUAUCUGAUACUCUAA